Messenger RNA from Heterostelium album PN500, 483 nucleotides. It is a transcript of the gene ppil3, whose product is annotated as peptidylprolyl isomerase. Gene Ontology annotation, molecular function: peptidyl-prolyl cis-trans isomerase activity. The transcript has 6 exons. NCBI's taxonomy places the organism in Eukaryota, Evosea, Eumycetozoa, Acytosteliales, Acytosteliaceae. Gene Ontology annotation, cellular component: catalytic step 2 spliceosome. Gene Ontology annotation, biological process: protein folding; protein peptidyl-prolyl isomerization. Bases 1 to 483 code for a protein of 160 amino acids. The record is from RefSeq and is a predicted model, not a curated record.
AUGUCUGUAACUUUACAUACAACAUUAGGUGAUCUUAAAGUAGAGAUAUUCUGUGAUUCCGUACCAUUGGCAUCAGAGAAUUUCUUAGCGUUAUGUGCAUCUGGUUAUUAUGAUAACACCAAUUUUCAUAGAAAUAUAAAGGGUUUCAUGGUUCAAGGUGGUGAUCCAACCAACACUGGCAGAGGUGGUCAGAGUAUAUGGAAACGACCGUUUAAAGAUGAAUUUGUUUCUCACUUGAAACACAAUACCAGAGGAAUCCUAUCAAUGGCAAACAGUGGUCCCGACACAAAUCAAUCACAAUUCUUUUUCACCUAUGAAAAACAAAGACAUCUAAACAAAGUUUAUACUGUUUUCGGAAAAGUGAUCGAUGGAUUCGAUGUUUUAGAUUUAAUGGAAAAAGUACCGUGUAACGAUACAUGCGAAUCCACUAGCACUAAUGACGAUUACUAUUUCGAUAAAUCAAAGGAAGUGUUUGCUAUAUGA